Molecule: messenger RNA, 2513 nt
Organism: Trichogramma pretiosum
Lineage: Eukaryota; Metazoa; Arthropoda; Insecta; Hymenoptera; Trichogrammatidae
Product: zinc finger protein 570-like
Exons: 1
Coding region: 70-2022 (650 amino acids)
Biological process (GO): regulation of DNA-templated transcription
Molecular function (GO): RNA polymerase II cis-regulatory region sequence-specific DNA binding; DNA-binding transcription factor activity, RNA polymerase II-specific
Source: RefSeq, a predicted model, not a curated record
UCGAGCAGUAAGACGGUACGAUAUAAAGUAAUAAUAACAACGAAAUUUUAGUUGUUCAAGGAAAAAAAAAUGUCUUCGCCUGUGACAUCGUGUUUCAAGUGUCAAAUUAAUUUUAGCUGUGCAAUUACCUUAGAAUUUCACCAGUUGAUGUUCCAUUACAAAUCGGAUGAUAAUCUUGAGUCACAAGUGUACAUCGAUCCCCGGUUAACAGAUACAUCACAUCAAGAUGUAGGCGAACAAGUUCCAUCCUCUGAACAAAAUCCUUGCGAAGAGCCACAAAAUGAUAUCGACGAUUUCGAUUGGACUACAUUUAAUGAAGUUCUAAGUACAGAAUUGGAUUGUGAACUUGAGUCGCAUAUGGACCUCGAUUCGCAGUUAAUCAAAUAUCAAGAUGUACAGGAGAAUGUGGGUGAACAAACUUUGACAACAGAACCAAAUCCUUGUGAAGAGUCACAAAAUGAUAUCGAAGAUUUCGAUUGGACUACAUUUAAUGAAGUUCCAAGUAUAGAAGCGGAUUGGGAACUUGAGUCAUAUAUAGGCCUCGAUCCACUAUUAUCUGAACCACAGGAUGUACAGAAGAAUUUAGGUGAACAAGUUUUGGCGACUGAACCAUAUUUUUGUGAAGAGUCACAAAAUGAAAUCGAUGAUUUCGAUUGGACUACAUUUAAUGAAGUUUCAAGUAUAGAAGCGGAUUGGGAACUUGAGUCAUAUAUAGGCCUCGAUCCUCUAUUAUCUGAACCACAGGAUGUACAGAAGAAUUUAGGUGAACAAGUUUUGGCGACUGAACCAUAUUUUUGUGAAGAGUCACAAAAUAAAAUUGACGAUUUCGAUUGGACUACAUUUAAUGAAGUUCCAAGUACAGAAUUGGAUUGUGAACUUGAGUCACAUAUGGAUCUCGAUCCGCAGUUAAUCAAAUAUCAAGAUGUACAGGAGGAUGUGGAUGAACAAAUUUUGACAACUGAACCAAAUCCUUGUCAAGAGUCACUAAUCAAAAGUGAUGAUUUUCAUCAGACUUCAUUUAUCCAAGUUUCUAGAACUGAAGUCAAUUGUGAUCAAGAACAAAAUGAGCACCGUAAAACAGUUCAGAAAAAGUUUUGCAAAGAAAGAAAGGAUAGCAAGUGCAAUGUAUGUCAGAAAACAUUCACACAGCAAAGACAUUUGAAGACACACGUGAAAACAGUUCAUGACAAACAAAGGGACUACGAGUGUGACGUGUGUCAGAAAAGAUUUUCGAGUAAGACCUAUGUAAAGAUACAUAAAAAAGUGAUUCACGAUAAACAAAAGGACUACGAGUGCGACGUGUGUCACAAAGUAUUUUCAGAGCAAGGCAACUUGAAGCAACACAAGAACGCAGUUCACGAAGGACAAAAAAACUUCGAGUGCAACGUGUGUCAGAAAACAUUUGCAAAGCAAAACAACUUGAGAAGACACCAAAAAGCAAUUCAUAAAGGACAAAAGGAUUACGAGUGUGACGUGUGUCAGAAAAUAUUUACAAACCAAGGCCAUUUGAAGAUACACGUAAUAACAGUUCAUGAAAAACAAAAGGACUUUCAUUGCCAUGUGUGUCAGAAAAGUUUUACACAGAAAGGUUCUUUGAAAAUGCACAUGAAAACAGUUCAUGACAAACAAAAGGACUUCGAGUGUCACGUGUGCCUUAAAUUAUUUUCACGUUCGAGCCAUUUGAAAGCACACUUAACAUCAGUUCAUGAAGGACGAAGGGACUACGAGUGCGAAGUGUGUCAGAAAAAAUUUUCACAAAAAAACAACUUGAAAUUACACAAUAUAAAAACAGUUCACGAUAAACAAAAGGACUGCGAAUGCGACGUGUGUCAGAAAAAAUUUUUACAAAAGAACAACUUGAAAUUACACAUAAAGACAGUUCACGAUAAACAAAAGGACUACGAGUGCAACGUGUGCCAUCAAACAUUCACACAGAAAGUCCGAUUGAAUACACACAUAAAAACAGUUCAUAAAAACAGUUCACGAAGGACGGAAGGACUUCGAGUGCAACAUGCGCCAUAAAAAAUUUUCGGAUCGGAGCAACUUGAGAAGACACCAAAAGACAGUUCAUAAAUAGUAAUAAGACCUUGAUAACAACGGAUAUCAAAAAAGAUUUUUAUAGUGCGUCGAUUGCAUCCUUUGCCAUUAAAGGUUUUGACCACACAACCAAUUGACAACACUUAUACACAAUUGACGGCACUAGAAAACUUUUCACUAGUGACGAAAAGAUAUCGAAUCUAAGGUACAUUACGGCAUUUGGAAGAAAAUAUAGUUUUAGGAAACUAUAAAUAUUGAUUAGCUUGGACAUUAGAAGUAUUAUUAUGGGAUACUUAAAAUACCAGGGAAUAAUUUCUUAAAAAAAAAAAAAAAUUAAUUGUGAUCCAUUUACUUAUAAUCAAGUUUAAACAAAUUCAGUCAAUGUUUUGUAAAUUGAUAUUCAUUACAAAUUAUACUGUCCAAAACUUUUAUUUGUAAGUACUAAGAAUAAAUAUAUUACUCUCAUAACUACACAA